AUGUCUGCCGAUCCGAAGCCCCUCCGCAUCGUCGUGGCCUGCGAUGAGGCCGGCCAGCCCUACAAGGAGACCCUGAAGGCUGCUCUCGAGAAGAACCCUCUGGUUGAGUCCAUCCAAGACGUGGGCGUCAACUCUACCUCCGACAAGACCGCCUACCCUCACCCCGCUGUCGCUGGUGCCAAACUCAUCAAGGAGGGCAAGGCAGACCGUGGUCUCUUCAUCUGCGGUACUGGUCUUGGUGUCGCCAUCUCCGCCAACAAGGUGCCCGGCAUCCGCGCCGUGACGGCACACGACUCCUUCUCCGUCGAGCGCUCCAUCCUCAGCAACGACGCCCAGGUGCUUUGCUUUGGCCAGCGCGUCAUCGGCAUUGAGCUUGCGAAGAAGCUCGCCAACGAGUGGGUGACCUACCGCUUCGACCCCAAGAGUGCCUCCGCCGCCAAGGUGCAAGCCAUCUCCGACUACGAGAAGGAACUCGCUGGUACUGCUUAA
Molecule: messenger RNA, 489 nt
Organism: Aspergillus niger
Lineage: Eukaryota; Fungi; Ascomycota; Eurotiomycetes; Eurotiales; Aspergillaceae
Exons: 1
Coding region: 1-489 (162 amino acids)
Biological process (GO): carbohydrate metabolic process
Cellular component (GO): intracellular anatomical structure
Molecular function (GO): isomerase activity
Source: RefSeq, a predicted model, not a curated record